Molecule: messenger RNA, 2568 nt
Organism: Dovyalis caffra
Lineage: Eukaryota; Viridiplantae; Streptophyta; Magnoliopsida; Malpighiales; Salicaceae
Source: the annotation of a GenBank genome assembly
AUGGAUGUCAGCAGGCAGAACCAGAAGGAGUCGUGGAUUCCACAAACUCCUUCUAGGCAUAUCCUACCUGUGAUCUACACAGACAGGCAGGGAAACCAGCUAGACGAAGCAAGUAGUUCAGAAUUAAAGGGGUUACCUGGAUUGGGUGAGUGUCGUCAUCCCGCCGGUUGCAAUUGGGCGGCUGCUAUAAGUGCAGAAACGGGCAGCGGCAGUAAUGGCGUCUUCAAAACAUCCAGAGACUGCUCCAUUGUUAAUACAGCUACAUGGAACAUUAUGUCUUUGGACGACCCGCUAUUGGCUCUUGCAGAUGCGGCUUCCAAGGAGCAUCCCUCCCCUGGAACAAAUCCAUGGAUUUCUGGAAACUACAUCCAAGAACCCAAUUGUAAGGGGAAGGCAAAUGCAUUCUCUGUCGAGACCACCUCCCAGUUUGCUCCUGUAACGCCAGACAAAGGCAAGAAAGUGGAGUCAAAAAAGAUCACAGAAAUGCAAAAUUUACGAACAUAUGCAAGAAGAAAUCAAGAAUUUAGAGAGAAUGGAAUUGCUUGGGGGGCUGAUGCCAGUGGCCUCCAAACUGACAAAGAACUUCAACAGCGAGCAACAAAUUUGCCAUUUGCUGUUGUGUCCCCUGUGUUAAAGGAGAAUAACAACCCUGACAGGAGAGACAGCGAUGUUAUUGACCUGAACAGAACACCACAGCAGAAACCAAGGAGAAAAAAGCACAGGCCCAAGGUCCUCAACGAAGGCAAACCCAAAGGGCCACACAAAUCAGCAACCCCAAAGUCUGCUGCUUCCACAGAAAACCCAACUGGUAAGAGAAAGUAUGUUCGAAAGAAGGCGCUCAAUAAAGCAUCAACAAGUUCCCCAGCAGAAGAAAAUGGAGAGUUUACUAAUCCAAAGACAAUUGAACCGGCCAAAAAGUCUUGCAGAAGGGCCUUAAAUUUUGAUAUAGAAAGGCAGUCUCCAGAUGGAAGCUCUAAAUGCAGGCCACCUUUUGAAUUAGAUUCCCAACCAGAGGCACAAACCAGUGCAGCAAAAAAUCAAUCAAAAUCAACAGUGUUUCUUGGCCAUGGGAUUGAAGUGAUGGUGGAAACCUCACAAGCAGGCAUCGCCUAUGAUCUUACCCGUUCUAUAAAUCAAAUGCUUAAAAAGUACAUAUCAUUGCCAGAAAAAGAAGCACCAAGCACGUCAUUUCCUGCCCAGACUAGUCAGCGACAGAACAAACAGGAUGGCAAUUUACAAGAGAAAGGGGUAGACCAAGAGACUGCUCAUAAUGUACAGGAAAACGCUGUACAAAUCACUCCAAUAAGCCCUAAUGGAUCCAAUUGCAGCACCAGAACAACUUUGACUGAGGAAGGACAAGCUGGCAGAUCAAAGAGGAACCAUUCUGACCAACAAGACACCUGCAGCACAAAUCUAACUGGGAUUCACUAUAAUUCUUUGCAUGCUUACCAAAACAUGCCUUCACUACUAUUUCCGAAAAAAAAGAGGACGGAAAAGGGACAAACUUCAGCCACAUCAAGCACAUCAUCCUCGGUGACUGCUGCAAAAGACAUUGUGAUAGUAGAAAACACAUGCCCACGAAAGUAUCCUGAAGGAGAUCCUUUCACAUCCAAAGUCAACUGUUUGAUUUCUGCCCCUCGUCAUAAGGGUAAUGGACUUCCAGGCAUGCACGUAGAAGAAAGAAUAGAUCUUGUGCAUGAACUGCAAACUUUUGGCUGUACCAUCAACCAGACAACAAGAUCAACAAAAAAAAGAUCCAGAUGUCCUACUAAAAUUCGGGACCUGGCUUCACUAACCAGAAUUCCAGGGUGCACAUUGCACCCAACUAACCCAAACAGACAAGUACCCGUGGAUAGUAAUAGGCAGAAAGUAGGAAACUCACACAGACCUCACAUGAGUGUAGAAGCCCUGCUGGCACAGAUGAAUGGGACAUGGACAACCAAAAAGAGGACCAAGAAGAGAGCUUCUCUGGUUAACUCUGGUUCCUACAGUAUAAAUGCGGCGCCAUCUCAUGGAAAAAUCAUCUUAUAUAAUCAGAACAAAUUCUCAGCCAAGUCUUUAGGUGCUCAUCCAGAAGAAAUAUGGAAACAAAUGUUCUCUGUUGAUUCAAUAAUCGAGCAAUUAAAGCAACUCGACAUCAAGAGAGAAAACAAUGACAUUGCAUUUAAACAGCAGAAUGCACUUGUCCAUUAUCAUAUUGCAAAUGAUAUGCAGAAUGCACUGGUCCUUUACAAAAAAGAUGGAACCAUUGUACCCUAUCAUGGUUCUUUUGGAUCCAUAAGGAAGCGACGCCCUCGCCCAAAGGUUGACCUAGAUCAAGAAACUAAUAGAGUUUGGAAGCUUCUAAUGGGAAACAUCAAUAGUGAAGGCAUUGAUGGAACAGAUGAAGAAAAGGCAAAGUGGUGGGAAGAAGAAAGGACAGUGUUCGGUGGACGGGCAAACUCAUUUAUAGCACGGAUGCAUCUUGUACAAGGGGACAGACGCUUCUCUCCAUGGAAGGGAUCAGUAUUGGACUCAGUGAUUGGAGUAUUUCUUACUCAGAAUGUCUCAGAUCAUCUCUCUAGGUAA